Ornithodoros turicata is the source of this 1326-nucleotide messenger RNA. Its product is annotated as sulfiredoxin-1-like. Gene Ontology annotation, molecular function: sulfiredoxin activity. The record is from RefSeq and is a predicted model, not a curated record. The coding region runs from base 28 to 507 and encodes 159 amino acids. Gene Ontology annotation, cellular component: cytoplasm. The transcript is spliced from 2 exons. NCBI's taxonomy places the organism in Eukaryota, Metazoa, Arthropoda, Arachnida, Ixodida, Argasidae. Gene Ontology annotation, biological process: cellular response to oxidative stress.
ACGUGUCUGGCAACUGUGGCGCAUAAAAUGUCGGAAGCUGCGGGAUUGCCUGAAGCCGACGCGUCCGGCAAGACAAUUUUGUACCUAGAUUUCAACUCUCUCGUGUCGGCAGCAGCACCAGGAAAUCCCCAGAAUGUGGUUAUAGUGAAUAGUAACCUUACAAACACGUACGCGUCCAGCAUACAUGCGGGGAACAUCACAAAAGUGUACGACGUUCCCCUGGAGGACAUCAUACGUCCAAUUCCCAUCUCGUCUUUUGACGAAGAUCGGGUGAGGAGCCUCGUUGAACUCCUCGAGAAUCCCAACACAAAGGACCAGGUUGCCCCUGUGGACUUGUUGUGGAUCAAGGGUCGCCUUGGCGGGAACUACUACUACGCCUUUGGCGGAAACCACAGGUUCGAGGCCCACUACAGGAUGGGGCUGUCGACAAUACGCGCAAAACUCAUCCGUUCCACGAUCACGGACCUCCAGACCUACCUGGGCGUACACACACCAGACCUAAAGUGAUAGCCUCGCUAAAGGACAUUCGUCACAGAAAUUCAUAUUGUACAGAACUUAGUGGUGCGAGUACCAGCGUGAUUCACGACUGUGCUUGUUUCGAAUCGACUCCAGCUUCACGUGUACAUAGAGAGGUUUCAUUUUUUAAAGUUGUGGGAGUGUUGUUCAUCUGGUGAGAGUUUUAAAUGUCAAAUGCACCGUUAAUGAAUUUUUUUUAGGGUACCUCCCUUUCAUUUUUGUGUUACAAUAGUUGGAAAGAAAUGUUAGCAACAAAAUGAGUGUAGCAACAAAAUUUUGUACGACAGAAUUUCAAGUAAUCCGGCGAUCCAGUGAAGGUAAAUUGAAGCAAAACUCUCAGUACGAAAGCCAUCGAUAUCUCGAACAGAGACUGGUAGAACAACAGCAUAUUGCUUCAACCAGAAUGUCAGGUACCAAGAUUAGGAUCCAAUGACAACAGGAUUUGGCAUAGAAGGUGUAAUGAAACAUAGGGCAUACAUAAAGGCUUUUUAAAGCAUGUUUUGUGACCACUUCAUCUAUUUUUCCAAUUACUAUCUACAAGAAAGAGGCAGUGAUGCCUUUGCAUGUGCAUGGAAUUUGAUAUACUUUUGUGAAAAAACGGAAAAAAGCUCGUGGUUACAGAUGUAGUUAUGCAUACCUGUGUCUCGAAACCCAAGUCUCUCCUUUUUGAUAGCUCGCAGUGUCUAACGUGUGCACUCGGAGAUUCGUCGGUGUAUCUACUGCUAUUAAGGAACGUUAACAUUUUGCCAGAUGAAACAGUCUUUCCUUGGAUUGUACAGCGCUUUAGUGGAAUAAAUGUGCCAUACCGCA